CCUCUGCUUAACGUCACAUAUUUAUCUCACCAGGCGUGUGGAUUUUUUUCUGGAAAAAAAGUAUUGAGGAAUACGCACUAGCCAACAGUGAAUUUAUUUACAAAUCGACGAUUAAAACAAACGCAAGAGAUCAGAGUCAUGUGAAAGUGAAAGUAGCCUGAGAGUGAAACAGAUUAUCAACCAGUCAACUAGGGAAGCGUUUACUUGAAAUAGUCUGCAUUUAUCCUUUGAAAAUGGCCUCUAAACUAGAGGAGGAGUUCUCUUGUCCUAUCUGCACUGACAUCUACAAGGAUCCUGUCAUCCUCUCCUGCACCCACAGUGUGUGUAAAGUCUGUCUGCAGCAGUUCUGGGACGUCAAAGGAUCCAGAGAAUGUCCAGUCUGCAGGAAUGCAUCGCUGAAAGAUUCCCCCCUCCCAAAUCUGGCUUUAAAGAACUUGUGUGAGGCAUACUUGCAAGAAAGAGAUCACAGAGUCAUACUCUGCAAAGAUCACCAACGGAAACUUGAGCUCUUCUGUCAAGAUGAUAAGCAGCUUGUGUGUCUGGUGUGUCUGUGCUCAAAAUUACACAAAAAUCACAACUUCAGUCCUACUGCAGAAUCUGCCUCUAAGAUGAAGAGGGAGCUCAAGGUCAAACUACAUCCUCUACAAAAGAAGCUGAAGGACUUUGAGAAAGUUCAUGUCACCUGUGAGAAAACAGCGGCGUACAUUAAGACUCAAACCCAGAACACAGAGAAGCAGAUCAAGGAGGAGUUUGAGAAGCUUCACCAGUUUCUACGAGAUGAAGAGGCAGCCAGGAUAGCUGCACUGAGGGAGGAAGAGGAGCAGAAGAGUCAGAUGAUGAAGGAGAAGAUUGAGAAGAUGAGCAGAGAUCUCUCAACUCUUUCAGACACGAUCAGAGCCAUAGAAGAGCAGAUUGGAGCUGGUGACCUCACAUUCCUGCAGAACUACAAGGGCACAUUUGAAAGAGCCCAGUGCACACUGCAGGAUCCAGAGAGGGUUUCAGGAGCUCUGAUCAAUGUGGCAAAGCACCUGGGCAACCUGAAGUUCAGAGUCUGGGAGAAGAUGCAGGAGAUUGUUCACUACACUCCUGUGAUUCUGGACCCCAACACUGCAGCCGACUCUCUCGUCCUGUCUGAGGAUCUGACCAGUGUGACCCAGAGUGAGGAGCAGCAGCCGCUUCCUGGUAACCCAGAGAGGUUUGACUUUUAUGCCUGUGUGCUGGGCUCUGAGGGCUUCAACUCAGGCACUCACUGCUGGGACGUGGAGGUUGGGGACAACACACACUGGAUCCUCGGUGUAGUGACCGAGUCCGCCCAGAGGAAGUAAACGUAGGAAUAAACGUUGACGAUGGAUACUUCUACGUGGGUCAUAGUAAUGGAGCAUAUAGGUCAUGCUCCACACCAGACGCGCCCUCCUCUCUGUCCGUGACCAAGACACUGCACAAGAUCCGAGUGAGCGUGAACUGGAGAACUGGACAGGUGUCGUUCUCAG
Messenger RNA from Sardina pilchardus (European sardine), 1490 nucleotides. Its product is annotated as E3 ubiquitin-protein ligase TRIM35-like. The coding region runs from base 234 to 1325 and encodes 363 amino acids. NCBI's taxonomy places the organism in Eukaryota, Metazoa, Chordata, Actinopteri, Clupeiformes, Clupeidae. The record is from RefSeq and is a predicted model, not a curated record. Gene Ontology annotation, biological process: protein ubiquitination. Gene Ontology annotation, molecular function: ubiquitin protein ligase activity; zinc ion binding. Gene Ontology annotation, cellular component: cytoplasm. The transcript has 6 exons.